AUGCACCAAACUGGUGGAUUAAGAAGUGAAGAAGCAAAUGCUGCAGCGUGGGAAGGUGGGAGGGGUGCUGUAGCUGGUAGUGCAAAGUGGGGCUUGUUUGCAGCUGCAUUGGGAGGUGCUGGAUAUGCCUUUUCUCCGAUAUACAGAGGUUUGACGAUUCAAUUCAAAGUAUUCAUCCAGAUGGGCUUUAUGGUCAUGGGAGGUUCUCUGGAAGCUGAUCGACGCAUAAGAGGAUAUGAAGCAAGAAUCCGAAUGGAGAGACGUAGUAUUAGGGACCAAGCUCUGUGGGAUCAAUCCGAAGAAGAGUAUGAGCAAUCCGUUUCAAAGCAGAAAAAAUCAUAG
This is a messenger RNA of Sclerotinia borealis F-4128, 342 nucleotides long. Lineage: Eukaryota; Fungi; Ascomycota; Leotiomycetes; Helotiales; Sclerotiniaceae. The record is from the annotation of a GenBank genome assembly.